AUGAUCCGCCCUCUGCAAGAAGAGGUGCGAUCUCGUCUAAGAUCAGGGGUCGCCAUCACCAAUUUCACGCAAUGCGUCGAAGAACUUGUUUUGAACAGCUUAGAUGCUGAAGCUACCUGCAUCACAGUUCGGAUAGACAUUCCGAAUUUUAAGAUCCAAGUGUGCGAUAAUGGUAUUGGUAUAACCCACGGAGAUCUGAGAUUUGUUGGAGAGCGAUACUCGAGUAGUAAAUGCCAUGUGCUUGAAGAUUUGGAACAGCUGAGUUUUCAUGGUUUUAGAGGAGAAGCUCUUGCAAGUAUACGAGAGAUUUGCGAUGUGCUAGAAAUAUCCACUCGUCAUCGGUCUUCUCAUCAAACUUACUGCAAAUUGUUUCGAACUUCUCAAGUCCUUGAGCUCAAAGAGUCCCGAUUUCCGAGAACUAUCCGUGGAACAAGUGUAACAGUUCAUGGGCUUUUCUCAAACCUUCCUGUGAGACGUAAAGCUAUCAUGGAAACACUUGACUUUGACCGUGUUCGGCAUAGAAUUGCAUCCAUUGCUCUUAUAAACCCAAAGACUGCAUUCACAUUGAUAAACGAUUCAUCGGGUGUGAAAUGCCUUCGAACGCAUGACUGCAAGUCUGUUGUCUCAGCAUUCUCUCAGCUGUUUGGCAACCAAAGAUCAAAACAUUUGCAACAAGUACAAUUUGAACAGGACAACUUCAAAGUUUCUGGUUUUAUUUCAACCGACACACACCAUAGUAAGAGUCUGCAAUUUUUGUAUAUAAAUAGGCGUUUAAUACUGAAGACAAGACUUCACAAGCUUGUGAAUAGCAUUCUCGCAAAAUCAGAGCAUUUAAAGAGAUUGCCUUUGCCUGAGGAGAAAGAUACUGUCAGAUCAGAGAACCACCAGAGUAAAACAACGAGCCCUCAGAAUACAAAGAUUUUUGAGAAACAUGGUAUAUUUGUUCUAAAUAUUGACUGUCUUGUCACUGAAUAUGAUGUUUGCCUUGAGCCAGCAAAGACAUUGAUUGAAUUUCAGAAUUGGGACAAAGUCCUCAGUUGUGUGGAAAAAUGUAUUGAAGAAUUUCUGGUUGAACAAAACUUGCUCUCCAACCUGGAAGAUUCAGCAACCUCAGAUGUAUCAGAGUCAAAUGAGGAUGGACCUGUUAUGAAAACUUCACGUUAUGCUAAUCUUGAGGCUUUUGAGUACAAAAGGGAGAUUGAAACCAGCAAUGUUAACAAGAGCUUGCACUCUUCAACUGUUUUGAGGCCAAGGGGAGUUAAAAAAGUUGAAUCACUUCUUGACACUUCUUGUUCAGAGAAUGAAUUUCCUGUCUUUUCUAGCUCUGAUAAAGAAAUUAAAUCCACUGAUGAUAAGAACAAGACAGAUGAAAGUGAAGAUCAAAUAACUUCAUCAAGGAAUGUUGUUGCUUCAGGUUCAAACCCUGUUUCAGGACUGGUAAAUACUAACACUUUGGCUACAGCUGCAGACAAUAGUAGCUCUCUCCUCACUAAGGAAAAAUCUUUCUGUGUUUCUUUGACUGGCAGUUCUUUUACAGACAGUGAAUCAGUUCAUUUGAAAAAAAAAUGCUGUCAAUCAGGAACAAUUUUGCUGGAAUUAAAUGAUGUUUUUCCAUGCCUGGUUAUAACAGUUUUAGCAAAUUUAAACUCCAAUCAGGAACACAGGAUGCCUGUACUCAAAUAGCUCCAUUGUUAAUCGGUGACUGGCUCAUUGUUAACACUUGAAAAUAAUGAAGGUGCAAAGAGAGAAGCUUAUCAAUCUGAUUCUAAUAGUCCAAAACACAGAGGAAUGUUUGUGCAUUCAACACGCGAAAACAAUCAUCAAUCCUCGGUUGCUUCUACAAAAGGUGAAAGGAAAACUGGUGUACUGUCAACUUUUACUUCUCCGAGUCCUAUUUUUCUAAAUAGGCAGUGUACCAGGAAGAGAUUGCUAGAAACCAAGGAAGCCUCAGUGGAUGAGUUAGCAUCGCCAUCAAAGAAUAGGAAGGUAAUCACCCUGAAAGGAAACUGUAACAGCAGAUUUGUUCUAGACAGGAGAAAAUCAAUGAAUGUCAAGAGAAGUGACUAUGAUGCAGGUGGUGCUCCUGUUAAUGACAAUUGCAAUACUAAGUCAUCAGCAUAUUCUAGCAAUUAUUUUGUCAAAGAAACAAUUGCAAAUGACAGUUUGGAUCAUAAUGCUAUGUGCAGCAUUGAAGUACACAGUGCGGGAAACAAGGCUGGUGUGGCUGUGGUUGCUGAAGAGACCUGUGGCUCAGGUGAUUCUUCAUAUCUCAGAAAACAUUAUUCAGAUAAAACCACAGAUCAGAUUUGUGUAUCAAAAUUUCCUACUAGGAAAGAUACCUCUGCAGUACCUGGUUGUUUUGAAAAUGAAUUGUAUUCUGAGCAAGUUGAUAAAGGCAGAUACAUAGAAAAAUCUCCAAAAGACACCAACAGCCAUCAAAGAGGGAAUCCUGGAAAGACUGAAUUGCUUCCAAUGAAAGACAAAUCUAGUCACCAGUCAUUGACAUCAGAAUCUAACAUGAAUCCUGAUACAAUUGAAAUCCACACAGGAAUGUUAGGUUCUUCAAACAAGGAUUGGUUUUGUACAUUUGAUGCAUCUUUGGGAAGAAAAUUGUUCAUCAACAGUCGAACUGGACACUCUUCCUUUGAAGCACCAAAUGAAUUCAGUAUUAAAGAUGAUGACUGUUCAGUGUUAAGUGAAACUGAAUUUUGUGGGAAAGAAGAGGACCGUAGACAGCAUGUGCCACACCCGUGUGCCUCUCACGUGUCCUUUUUGUGUACCCCUUGGCUUCCACGGGAGGAUAGGAAACAGGAACCUGCCAAAGGUACUGAGGGUAAUGUUGAUCUUGGCUCUGUCGAUGAAAUAAUAUUUUAUAAAUGGAUUUUAAAAAGUUAGAUUUGCAAUUUUUUUUCUACUCUUAUUUUGAGGUAUAUGCAUUGCUACUCCAUUUUCUGGACUACAAGAGGAAAUUGAACUAUUGACUUUUCCGUAAAAUUUACCUGAAUGUCCUAUCUUGCAAACAGGUGACAUUAGAGGAGAAACACUUUCAUUCAGUGGUUUGACUGUGAAUAUAUGAAAAUCAUAUAUGUGAACUGUGGUUUAAGAAAUGAGUACAAUAGCAAUAUUGGCAGUAAUAAACACUACUAAUAAUAAGAAGUCUUGAAAAUAAGACCUGAAAAAAAUUCGUGCCUGUAUGGGAUUUGAACCCAUGACCUCUGUAAUCACCCUGCAGUCCCCUACCAACUAAGCUAACAAGCCAACUGGGAGCUGGUCAUUGUGUGGAUUUGUAAUAAACCAGUGACGCAAUGAAUAAAUGACUGUGAAUAUAUGAAAAUCAUAUUUGUCAACUGGGACUAAGAAAUGAAUAUGGAAUUGAUCUUUGUUGUAAGAAACACUACUACUUAUAAGCAGUAGUGAAAAUGAGGCACAAAAAAAAAUCGGGCCUGUACAACAUUUGUUGUCUUGCAGUGUGUGUACAUGUAUCAGCAAAUUCUCUCAACUAGUUUGCAAGUAGAUGUUUGGCAACCAGAAGAGAGAACAGAACUUCAUCGCUAAGAGUUCUAGUUCAAAACAUUUAUAUCUGGGCAAUAUGUGUGUGGCAGUUCCUUUCAAACUUCAGUUGCUCUUUAGAGAAACAACUUUGCAUGUUUCUGUACAUUUUAGGAAUGGGUGAUUCUCACUUGGCCUUUUUAUACAAGAAACACUUGGAAGAACAAGAAGCAGAAGAGAAGCUUUGUAAGUGGACUGAUGCAGGUGCCCUGCAAGCUUAUGAGCAAGACCUACUUAACAAUGGAGGAAAAACUGUGACACAGCUGCUUAACAAUUGGAAAAAUCCUGUAUUUGCUGCUCCAGAAAAGGUCAGGAAAUGGAAUUUUAAUUACACUUGCAUAGGCACUAGUGGCGCACUGACAAUACAUAUGCGUUAUUGACCAGCUUUGUUUGGUCAACAUAGCUGGAUAUCGGCCAAGUUUUAUUUUGCAGUUUUAUGGCCAAAGACUAAUGCCACGUUGGAUUCACAACUACACACGUGUUUUGAUGCCAUACCUUAAUCGUUGUGAUAGCCUUAUUGUCAUAAACAACAAUCAAGCGCAAAGCUUCUUUAUGAUUUUAUUCUGGGAAAGGCCAAAAAAUUUUCGAAAUGUUCCUCAGUAUGAUGUACUACACUGAAAUAAUUCUUGAUUAGCCACAAGUAAAGCAAUGGAAAGAAGAGCUGCACUCUUGCCAGCACCAUAAAUUGUACGGAAAGGGAAUUGGCAUUCCUUACUAAAGCAGCUUUGCAUGAGACUAGGAAUUUUUGGGAAACAUGUUCUAAAAUUUAAGGUCUACUAAACCAGUUAUGUUUCUCUCUUGAGAGAGCUGUCUGAGGUCAGCAAAGUCUCACUAACCCCUUUUUGCGGAUUCUCACAAGUGGAAGUGUGUUUUCAAAAUUUUAGGAUAUACUUACGGUCAACAAGCCAGGCUUGGAUAAAUCGCAGAUCUCAGUGCAUAAUGUGGCUCAUCCGUACCGUUUCACAAAAGAGAUGUUGACCAGCAUGAGGGUAUUGCGACAACUGGAUGAGAAAUUUAUCGUGGGAGUUGUAUCACAUGAAGGUGAGAUGCUUGGCUUAUCAAAAGCAGUCAUUGAUUUGGCAAAGUUCAUGACCAUUCAGUAAUUAUUGUUUGUGUCAAAUUAACUCGACAAGGAAUCGUGUAGUCUGAUCGUCUGCAUGGGUGCAGUCCUGCGAUGGACUGUUGUCAGUAGUGGUGACUGAUGUUUCUACAACCUGAGUGGAAUCAUCAUCAAAGUCAAGUGAAGAGUUGUUGUCAGUCGGGUGUACUAAGUCCUGUUCGUGUAUACUGGUCUAUUAUAGAUUAUAUUUCGUGUAUAUUGGUCAGUUUAGCUGCGAUGUUACUGGCUAUAAGACUAAAGUGGCGUAAGUCGGUCGUGAUAGGAUAGAUUGAGAAAAUUCAACUUGAGGGCAUGGUUUGGUUUAGCACUUAAUACUCAAAGCCAAAAUAUUAUAGGAAAUAUACGGAGGAAGAGAAUUGAUGGUGAAAUCAUUGAGAUCAUUGGGUGGAAAGGGUGAAUAAGUAGUCUUCUCGAGUUUAACAAGGGAGAAAAUCAAGACAAUACUGAUCAAUCAGAUGGUGACUUCCACUCGGGUUGCCAAAACAUUAGUCUUAGUCCUAUCUGUCUUUUGUGGACUACUCCAGGUGGUUGAUCGGACCACACGAUCAUAGAUAAUAUGAUGAUUUAAGUUUGUUGUAGUACAUCAACAACAGCAACAACUGCAAUUUGCUUUAUUGUGAACUUUCGCUUUUGAGGGUUAACCCAGCUAUACAAUUAAAGAGUAUUAUUUCAAGAAGAAAAGGUUAUCAAGUUAAAUGUUCUUUUUGAUUUGUUUUUAAUUGUUUAAAAAAUGUGCAAUUGUGAAGGAAACGGAUCAGAAUCACAGAUUAUGACAUGUUAAUUGACCUCAAGAAAGCACAACACUGUUUGGGUGGAGAGAAGCAAAAGCAGGAAAGGUUCGAUAAGAGGAAAUUUUGAUGUGCAUGUAAGUAAGUGGAAGCCCUUUUACUCCUUCUAACUGAUACUUGUUGAAUUUUUCUGGUCUUCGAAAAUUAGAGGGAGCUGAUGGCUUACUCGUCCUGGUAGAUCAACACGCUGCGCAUGAGCGAGUUCGAUUAGAACGUCUUCAAUCAGGUAUGGUUGUGCUGCGAAAAAUUUUUUACGACAAUGUCAUGAUAGGUUUCCUUUAAGUUGUGAGUGUAUUAUGAUUGGUCAUCAGUGGUGUUACAAAUAAGGAACAUAGACACAUGAUUAUAAGAUUGAAUUGUUAGAAGUUGGGAUCAGAUUCCUCCUCGGAAAGAAGAACUCUUUAACACUGCGCCUUGUUCCGAUCUUGUGGCUUCUUAGCCCAGUUGUUUGUUGAGCCCAAUUAGUAUCCGGGAGACAUGGGUUCGAAUCCAGUCGAAGCAUGAAAUAUUUCAGCUGCCCUGUAAGGAUCAUUACUUUACUUGAUAUUUCAUGCAAUAAUAAUUGUCUUUUGAUCAUAGAACUCUUUGGAGAUGGCAGUGACACAAAAACUGGAGGAAAACCCAGGAUCAAGUCCUCAACAGUCUCACCUCCUCUGAAACUAUGUUUUUCUCAAGAGGAAAUUUGGCUCUUGAAAGCUUCUCAAGCUGAAAUAGAACGUAUUGGGAUACGUUUUCUGAUAAGCCAAUCAUCAGAAUCCUCUGAGGACGUAUCAGUCCUUGUGGAUAGCGUACCGUCUGUUUUUGUCGAACGAGAGUUUUCUGAAGUCAAGCGUGGAAGACCUUCAGUUGCUGUCGAUAACGUGAAGGUAUUAUCAAUUAUUUUAAAUGGGAGUAAACUCAAGUUUGGCAAAAGUUGUUCUUGUUAUAAUUGGAAAUACUUGUAAAUGAAAUUCCCUUUAAGCAGAUACUUGCCUUUUCUUUUUUUGAAUUGUUGUGUUUUAAAUAAAUUUAAAAUAACCAGGCCAUUCUGGACAUCACUUAACUUAAAUCUUGCACUCACAGUAUUGACAAACAAAUAAUUUCUCUUAACAGUAUUAAUACAUGUGUAACCAGAAAUGUUGGAGUGAUCUAGUCACAGGGCUCUAAACUCAGACACCCCAGGGCAAGUUUUGAUGAAAAAAAAAAACGUUCACCCUAUUAAAACAAAAUAACGCUUAAAUCGUAAGGGAAAAAAACAUGGAAAGGGACAAUUUGAGCAAUAUUACAAGAUACUUUGUACAAAUUUUAGCUCCCUUAAACGUUACAGCUUGCUACAGAUCACUGAGUACAAGUUUCCUCAGAAGGGAGACUUUUACUGUGGAUUCAAUACGUAAAUUUUUGCUCGCGGCUAUGGAUACCAAAAUGGCUGUAGCGUAGAAUACUGAGUUACUUCUGUGUUGACUUUACAAGUCUCAGUCUGUAAUCUGUCACAUGUAAAGAAUACCUGUGUUUUAAUGGGCAUUAUAUUUCCUGAUUAGGGGCUGAUCAGAGAACAUCUUGAAGUAAGUUGCACUUUUUGAUAAGGCUAAAAAUAUUUACAUAUAUCAUUGCAAAAUUGAACAUAUAAAACAGUCGUUCAUAAAUAGGUGCAACUUAGUCGCUUUGUUCAACACAUAAUACGGGCGGAUAUUUCACGAGUGGCUUAGUCUUUUCCAGGCCCCGUAGGAAGGCAGAAAAAUGCGAGCAAUGAGCAGAAUGUCUGCUCGUAUUUUUUUCAAUUGCUAGUAUUUUAGCUUUUAGUUUUGGAAAUAUAUUCAUUUCUUCAUGGGUUCAAAUCCCGUACAGGGUUGAAAUUUUUUUCAGGUCUUAUUUUCAGUACUGCUUAAGUUGUGUUCAUUACUGCGAAGAUCGCUUUCAUAUUCAUUUCUUAAAUCGCAGUUCUCAUAUAUAACUUUCAUACGUUCACGGUCGAGUAAAUCGGAAGUGCUUAAAAAUUUUUGUAUUAAAACCGAAGCCUAAAAAAACAGAAAAAUCCAAGUUUGGAUCGUUCAGUGUUUAAUGUUCGAGCAAGUCAACCUUCAGUCCUUAUAGCAAAUAGAAUGCAUCGCUGUUGUUGAAAUGAAUAUGAAUGUCUUGAAGCAAGAGGACUGGUAUGUUAACUGAUUUUUGUGGUCUUUGUAAAUUUGGAGUAAACAGUUAUUGACACUUUAUGUGGCCAACUACUUCUUUAAGGCAGUCAUUAGGGUGGUGCAGUCUGAAAGCAUUUAAUUUCUUAUAAUUAUAACAGGAUCUUUUGAUAUUGUCAACAGCAAUUUUCAAGGACACGCGGAGUACCUCCUGUUAUUCCCAAGGCUAUUUCUGAUGUGAUCAGCUCGCAGGCUUGCCAUGGUAUGAACAGAUAGCUUAAGCGCAGAGAUUUUUACAUACACGAACUUUUUCUUGCUAAAAUCGCUGACAUGUUAUGAUAAAGAGAAGGAUUUCUCUGAUGCUUCUGUUGUCAAUUAGAAGUUGCAGCUUUUGAUUAGUAGCAAUGAGAGGUACCUGAAACGACUCAUAUAUUUCCCACAAACUAUGUUUGAAAUUAUUUCAUGGAAUUCACAUGUAAUCAAAGUUAUAGUUGUGUGCUAAUUAGUUGUCCAACAAUUCCUCCACUUGGAGAACAAGUCUUCACUCAUUCUAGCUGAAGGUAGAGAUAAACAAAAUAAUGCUAUGUUUACUGAAGAAUACAUGUAGAUCUUAAGUAAGCAGAAAAUGAACUGAUUUAUUUCCUGUUUCUUUAUGAUGUGACCUCAUUUUACAUGAAUUUCAACCAUUUUGAAGGAAUUUCUUUAUUUUGCAGGUGCUGUUAAGUUUGGGGAGCCUCUUGGCACAGCUGAGUGUCAGGAACUAAUCCAUAGUCUGUCUAAGUGUCAGUUACCUUUUCAAUGUGCACAUGGCAGGUAAGUGAUGCAACCACCUGAGCCUGUCAUUUUUCUGUAUAUACCGGUAUGCUUUAUCAUUGGCUAACAUAUAAGCACUAGGUUAAAAACAGUCUGGACCAGCGGCCAUAAUUUUUUUCAGGAGUCCUUUAAUAUGACUUAAACUGGCUUGGGUCUCGAACUUAUCCAUCUUAUGACCCUCACUGCCUUGCAUAUGCGUGUGCGUUUUAUGAAAACUCAUUUAAAAUCCUUUUCCGAUGGCUUUAAAUUGUGGCACAAACGGACAAGGAAAACCCUACGGCUCUUGAAGAUGCAGGCUGAGAGAGGAAAAAAAUGGUAGUCUCAUAAUAAAAUUAUUAUUGACUGAGUUAAUUUGGGUAAGAAGGGAAAAUAUUUCGUUGUCGUUCAUCGGUACAGACCUUAAGACCUCUCGCAAAAUAUUUGCCCAUUCGGCCUUCCCGUUCAGUCAUUACGUGCAGGGUACUCGACUCAAUGUUCUACUUCGGCUUAAUAAAGUAGGGUUUAAAUGACUGUGGUUAUAUGAAAAUCAUAUUUGUGAAGUGUGGGUUAAGAAAUGUUGUUUUAUUCAAAGUAGGGUUUUCCACUUAAUGUGUUUGUCAGUCCUUUUAAUGGUAUAUGCAGUGUACAUGCAGUAAUACAUGCAGUGUAUUACUAGGAUUUGCUAUACUUUACUCAUUUAACUAUUUAAUGAUGACGAUGAUAUUGAUCAUGACAGUAAUGUUCAUGAUGAUAGUGAUUGCACCAUCGGUGACCGUUGUUUGUUUGUUUUUUUACAUAGGCCAUCUGUUAUACCAUUGGUUGACUUCAAGUUUGUAGAAAAGAAAAUGAACCCCAAGGCAAGUAAAAGAACACCACCAACAAUUCUAUCUUAUAACGUUGUUUGA
Pocillopora meandrina is the source of this 9259-nucleotide messenger RNA. NCBI's taxonomy places the organism in Eukaryota, Metazoa, Cnidaria, Anthozoa, Scleractinia, Pocilloporidae. The record is from the annotation of a GenBank genome assembly.